Molecule: messenger RNA, 1050 nt
Organism: Megalobrama amblycephala (Wuchang bream)
Lineage: Eukaryota; Metazoa; Chordata; Actinopteri; Cypriniformes; Xenocyprididae
Gene: setmar
Product: SET domain and mariner transposase fusion gene
Exons: 2
Coding region: 141-1031 (296 amino acids)
Cellular component (GO): nucleus
Molecular function (GO): histone H3K9 methyltransferase activity; zinc ion binding; protein binding
Source: RefSeq, a predicted model, not a curated record
GAUUGGACUUUUAUAUUGCAUCAACACCGAGCCUUUAUGUGUGUCUAGUAGCAUUUCCGGUUCCGUUUCUCGGCCGGCUCCAAGUUGAUAAUGUUCUCUUUCACAUCAGAAUCAGACAUAAAUGUUCAAAAAAAGACAUAAUGCGAUCAUACAGCCGGGAUCUGAGUGGCGGAAUCGAAAAUGUUCCUGUUUUGAUUGAGAACAGUGUCCCUAAAGAGGCUUUUUCCGACUUUCAGUAUGUGCCAGAGAAUGUACAAGGACCAGGCUGUGACCUUGACCCUAGUGCGGUGACCCUCCCCGGCUGCUCAUGUCGUGCCCGUUCCUGCCUGCCCGACAGCUGCCCCUGCUUGAGAUUCGGCCAGACGUAUGACAGCGAGGGACGUCUGAACCAACAGCAAGAGGACGGCGGCUACAGCAGGCCUGUUUUCGAGUGCAAUGCCCUAUGUGCCUGCAGCGACUCCUGUCAGAAUCGUGUUGUUCAAAAGGGCGUCGAUGUGCGCCUGGGUGUUUUCAGGACCAAGAACAGGGGUUUGGGGGUGGAGGCUCUCGAGCGCCUCCCAUGUGGUCGAUUCGUAUGCGAGUACGCCGGGGAAAUAAUUGGGCCUCACGAGGCCCGUCGCCGCCAGCUCUCCCAGACUCCCCUAGAUAUGAACUACAUCAUCGCUGUCCAAGAGCACAGCGGAGGGGACAGGAUUACCCAGACAUUCGUGGACCCUGUCGCUGUAGGCAAUGUGGGGAGGUUCAUCAACCACUCCUGCCAGCCCAACCUGCUCAUGGUGCCAGUCCGAGUGCACUCACUGAUGCCCAGACUCGCUCUGUUUGCGAAUCGAGACAUAGAAAGGUAUGAAGAGCUGACGUUUGACUAUGCAGGUGGACAGAACAGCAACACAGACACACUGAAAUGGGAUAACGCGCCAAGCGGGACUGACACAGGGGCUGAUGGUGAUAAAACACCACAGAAAAAAGUAUGUCAUUGUGGGGCUUCAAACUGCUCAGGAUUUUUGCCAUUAGAUAUGUCAGUUCUCCAAUAAAAACAGUGUUUAAACUAAA